AUGAUACCCUUAGUAUAUCCGGAUGAUAAAUUAAAAGUGAGAUGGGAUUGCAUUUUAGUCUUGCCUCGUUUUUAUUUUAUGUGUAUAAUCCCGGUUGAUUUGGCUUGGACUAAAGAGCAAGUAUUGUUUGGCUAUGCUUUCAUUCCAACUCUGAUAUCUUUAGGACUAAUUAUCAUAGAUUUCUUCUUUGGUUUUGCCUGUAGUUAUUAUGAAGAUGGACAAGUAAUGGUAGAUAGAAAAAAAGUGUUCUUGCAUAAUCUCACAAAAUCAUAUGGAAUUGAAUUAGCAUCAACUGUGGUUUUGAUUAUCUUCUUAAUCUUCCAGGUUGGCUAUGAUUAAUAGGUCGAUAUCUCAAAAGACAUAUACUACUUACUAUUAUUAUUUUCCUUAGUGUAGUACAGAAACAUAAUGAAGAUACGAGAACAAUUGGAGGAAGCUUUAAAUCUUUCAGAAUAUGGCAGUUCCAUUGUAGAGCUCGUCAAAUUGUUGUGUUUGGUCUGUUACGUUAUUCAUAUUUUUGGCUGUUUAUGGUUUUGGGUUGGAUAUUACGGUUCGACAUACUUAAACGAGGGUUGGCUGGUUGGAUAAGAAGUUGUAACGGCAAAUUUUGGUACCCAAUACUUAAGAGCCAUUUACUUUUCUACCGUUACUAUGUUCACAGUUGGAUACGGAGAUAUAACUCCAAAGACUGAACCUGAAUACAUACUGGCAAUUAUCUUUAUGAUGGUCAGUAGCAUUCAAUUAUCAUACAGUGUGAGCACUGUGGGGGCUGUUCUUGAGAAAAUCACAUCCUUUAAGGAGAUUAAAUAAAAAAAACUUAGUAUUAUAAAUAAUUUCAUGGAGAAAAAAUAAAUAAACUCCAAACUGUAAUUUUAAGUAAGACAAUAUUUGAACUAUUAUUGGAACAAGCAAUAAGACGAAGAGACUUAGGCUGAAUAAACAAUCAUAGAUUAAUUGAGUCAAACUCUAAAAGAAAAAUUAACCUAUGAAGCCAAUUCUAGGAUUCUAAAUUAAUGUCGAUUUAUCAAAGAUAAUUUUUCGGAUAAAUUCUAAAAGAAAUUAGUUGAAAAGAUAAGUUCUCAGUAUUUACAGCCAGAAAACAUUAUAGAAUUUUAGAAGUUUUUCAAAAGAAUCAAAAAAAUUGAGAAAACUGAAUUUUAAUGUUUAUGCUUCAUCGAGAUGGGAAAAGUUGAAUCAUUUAUUGAAGAUCCCAACACCUAAAAUGUUAUUGCUUCAAAUAUCACUAAUUAUUUAUAAGGAAAAUGCUUCAAUGAAAUAUCAUUUCUUACUGGAUAAGAUUUUAAGGAAAAAUUCAAAACUGUAGAAUUUACCAAAUUACUUAUUCUAUCAAGAAGAGAUUUUCUAGCCACAAUGAAAGAUUUCCCUCAAGACUUUGAAAAAUAUAAAGAACUUGUAGACGAUUUUAACAUAAACAAAGAAAUGUCGAUGUUAAAAAUUUAAUGUCAAUCAUGUGAUUCAUACAAACAUUUAACUGUUGAUUGUCCAAUUGUCCAUUUUGUUCCAGAAAGAGAGGUUAUUAUUAAAAGAUCUGCUUAUUCAUAAUUCUAAUAAAGAAGGCACAUAAAGAGAUCCAGAACCAGAACCAAACCAACUAUCAAGAUUCAAAGAUUAGUGGCCAUGCAAGCGAACAAAAUGUACAAUUAAGUUACCAUCGAUCCAACCUAUUGCAAUAUCUAUGAAAUUCCAGAUGAGCAAAUAUUUACAGGGGCUGAAGAACCAUAACUGUUAAAUCAAAAUCCUUAACAUGUUUAGAUACAAAUAAUAGGUUCUUAAGCCAAUAGCUUCGUUUAAAAUUCUAUAUCCGUUCUACCCCAAUAACCAGAAUCGCCUAAGCAAAAGAAAGGCUAAAAGACCUUUAAUCAUCUUAGUGCAAGAGCAAUUAGACAUAAAAGUAAUCCCAAAAAACUAUUUCGCUUGGGAUUUAAUGUGGUAUCAGGUGCAAGGUUUUGGUCUAAAGUAACGAAGAUCAGGAAAAAUAGUUCAUUAUCAUUAGAGAAUAUGAAUAAGGAAUUGCAAUUAAGAAGGACAUUGAUAAAUGACUAAAUGGAUUUAGUACCCAAAUCCAUUUUGGAUGAUAUGUUCUUUGCAGAAUAACUGUUUUAAUAACUUCUGACGCAGUAGCAAGUUGAAGAUUAAUUCGAUUAAGUAAGAGAAUGCAAACGGUACAAACCUUAAGAUAACCUAAACUAACAACUCUGUAAAUAGGAUUUGAUAAAUGAAAAGUGUUCACCUAAUGAAUUGGCUUUCUUCCAAAAGAUUAGAGAAAAAUUGUCAUAGUUUAUGUGUUUCCCGCAUCAGUAUAUUUUGAGAUACAAAUAUCCCUUAUCUAUAUCAUCUAAAAUUGGGUUAGUGGUAGAUGUCAGGAAAAUUAAAAGGUAAAGCAAAAGUAAAUCCAAGAUUGGGAAGUCUAUGACGGGAAAGAGAUGA
Molecule: messenger RNA, 2448 nt
Organism: Paramecium tetraurelia
Lineage: Eukaryota; Ciliophora; Oligohymenophorea; Peniculida; Parameciidae
Exons: 2
Biological process (GO): monoatomic ion transport; transmembrane transport
Cellular component (GO): membrane
Molecular function (GO): monoatomic ion channel activity
Source: RefSeq, a predicted model, not a curated record